Caenorhabditis remanei is the source of this 1014-nucleotide messenger RNA. RefSeq lists its product as uncharacterized. Lineage: Eukaryota; Metazoa; Nematoda; Chromadorea; Rhabditida; Rhabditidae. The record is from RefSeq and is a predicted model, not a curated record. The transcript has 5 exons. The coding region runs from base 1 to 1014 and encodes 337 amino acids.
AUGUUCAUCGAAGCCGUUGCCGGUCUUGCUUCGGCUUUCGUUGUAACUUAUAUCGGAAUGACGUUAGUGGCUCCAUCAGAAAUAACCGAUAAAGAAGCUGAAGAUAUUACGACAAAUAAAGAAGAAUCGAAGAAAACAGGCAACGAAGCAGCUAUCAAGAAUCUCGUUCCUGAAUCGAAAACUCUUGUGGUUCUUUUUGGAUGGGCUGGAUGCAGAGACAGAUAUCUUUCAAAAUAUGCGCAAUAUUAUCAGGAUGCAGGAAUUUCAACAGUUCGUUUCACUGCCCCUAUCGCCAAAAUCAGAAGUUUCUCGUCUUACCGCCCAUUUGCUCGAUGUUUCCACCGAAUACUCAACGAGAUUCUCGAAGAGAAAUCCGACAUCACCACAAUUUAUUUCCAUGUUUUCUCAAUGAAUGGAUGUUCUUUGCUUGCCGCUUACUGGGAUCAACUCAAUGAACUCGAAAAUGGAAAAGAUAUUCAAUCGAAAGCAAGAGGACUCAUAUUUGAUAGUUGCCCUGCCUUCACAACUCCAUCCCAGAGUGCUCACGCAAUCUCAUUUGCCACGUUGCCACCAAGUCACUAUCAUGGAGCUUUGAGAGGUUCUUACCGAGCAGUACUCUACACAUUUUUCUCGUUCCACAGAGGAGUUCUUUGGUUGAGAUCAUUUUUAGACAAGGAUAUUUAUGAAAAGCAUUAUGCAUACUUCAAAAUGAUUACUUUCGAAAAUUUGCCAACCAAACAACUUUAUAUUUAUGGACCAGCAGACUUGGUUUGUUCCGAAGAAUCAAUUGAAGAUUACGCCAAACUAAUGGAGCAGCGUGGAAUAUCAAUCUCGAAGCUCCGCCUCCUCGAUUCUCUUCAUUGUCAACACCUUCGAUCUCAUCCAGUGACUUACACUCAAGAAUGUCUAGACUUUGUAAAAUCCGGGCAUUUACCAGCCAACCGGAGUCGUGUGCCCCUCGAAAAUACUGAAGGAAUCGAACAAAAUGACGUUCCAGAGGAGCUUGCCUAUUAA